AUGUUUCUCACUCUGGURAUGCGGAGACCUGGAGCUCUGUGUUUAACUUCAUGGAUCACAGCAGGAACUGGAGUUCUGUGUUUAACCUUCUUCCAGUCAGCAGACUCCGAGUCGGACUGYGAGCUUGGCGAGAGGUGCAUUGGACAGAGCGAUGAAAACUUCAGCAGCUGGUAUGUGUGGUUCCUGAUGUUGUUUUUCCUGGCCUUGCUCGUGUCCUGCGGGAUCUGCUGCUGCCUGCAGUGCUGGCUGAAGCGGCGGAGCUGCCUCCCCCGGCGCACCGUGGCCGUCUUUGCCCUCAGCAGCUCAGAUGCCUUUUGUGCUCCUGAAGCUCCUCCGUGCCCAUUCUCUGGAUCCCUGAGCCCCUGCACGACUGAAGAGAUUUCCUCUUCUCCUCCCCAACACUUCAGCCUCGGGGGAACUGAGCUGCCUCCGUCAUAUGAGGAUGUAAUGAAGGAAAACAAGCUCUAGACACCACAUGUUGGCUCUCAGAGAUCCUUCUUGGUUCACCAAAGAUCUUCCAUCGUGCUGAAGGAGUGUGAGAUCAAACCAGCCCUUUCCACAUGUUGGCCCAGAGACUGAAAAGCAGCACAUAUUUCAUCUGAACCUGAAAGACGAAACUAAAUGCAACAGAAUAAAUGCCAAAAGUAUGUGUUGAAUCUGUCACAGGAGCUCAGCUUGACAUUUUGAUGUCUCUGGAUUUCAAGAAGCUUCCUCAAAGGCCUGUCUGUAUUUGGGAU
This is a messenger RNA of Malurus melanocephalus (red-backed fairy wren), 737 nucleotides long. RefSeq names its product transmembrane protein 207 (gene TMEM207). The transcript has 5 exons. The record is from RefSeq and is a predicted model, not a curated record. NCBI's taxonomy places the organism in Eukaryota, Metazoa, Chordata, Aves, Passeriformes, Maluridae. The coding region runs from base 1 to 468 and encodes 155 amino acids.